GAAAGAGGACAUGAAAAAUAAUCGAACAAAUCUCGCUUCUUCAGCUUCUUCCGGCGAGAGACGCGGUCGUUCAAACACGUAUACGACCGCUGCGCAAGUUCACGGAAAGCCGGUCGGUCAUGGAGGCGAUGAGGCACGCCUCCACUUUCCUUCGCUUUCCUGCGCCGCCCGACAUCAGCUUGCCUUCCUACGCGCUCGUCGUUCUAAACCAGCGCCUCCCUCGAUUCGCGCCCGUACUUUGGAGCCACGCAAAGCUCCGUGUUUUUGCCGAUGGAGGGGCGAAUCGUGUGUAUGACGGCAUGCCCAAUUUAUUCCCUGAGAUAGAUCCGAUGGAAGUGCGGCACAGGUACAAACCAGACAUAAUUAGGGGUGACAUGGACUCAAUAAGACCAGAAGUGAAGGAAUUCUAUGUUAACAUGGGUGUCAAAGUAGAGGAUGUAUCAUAUGACCAGGACACCACAGAUCUACACAAAUGUGUUAAUUAUGUUUGUGAUUCCAUGGACGAAUUGGCUAAGUCAAAUCUGACUGAAGCCGCAUACUCAUCACAGUUUUGCAUUUUAAUUGCUGGAGCUCUUGGCGGAAGAUUUGAUCAUGAAGCUGGAAACAUCAACGUAUUGUACAAGUUCUCAAACAUACGAAUCAUUCUUCUUUCAGAUGAUUGUUUGAUCCAACUUCUUCCAAAGACGCAUUGCCACGAGAUCCACAUCCAGUCAUCAGUAGAAGGCCCGCAUUGUGGAUUGGUUCCUAUAGGUGCACCAUCUGCCAGCACCACUACCACUGGUCUGCAAUGGGAUUUGACUGACACAGGAAUGAGCUUUGGCGGUUUGAUAAGCACUUCAAACAUUGUGCGCGAAGACACGAUUACUGUCAAGUCUGAUACAGAUCUUCUUUGGACUAUCUCUAUUAAAAAGGAUUUUUGAGAGACAUCUUUUGAAUGCUGUUUUUCUGGUGAUUAUAAGCUGUUUAUCUGGUGACACUAGGUUAUAUCAUUUAGGAAUGAAACAGAAAAGGAGCAAUUUUGUAGGUUUUACCUUGUUUGAUAAGUCAUUGAUAAGUUUUUAAAAAAAAAAAGCUUGUGAUUUGUAGUAAUGUCUUGGUGUUUCUUAGAUUUUUUUUUUUUUUUAAAAAAAAAAGCCUGAAAUGAUUAUUAUAGGGUCCCAUAUCCAUCAAAUGACCCCUUGCCCUGUAUUAUUGAACUGUAGAUAAUUUAGUUGUUUUCCAUUGUAACAACUGUGUUUAUUGAACUGUAGAUAAUUUAGUUGUUUUCCAUUGUAACAACUGUGUAGAUGUAUCACUCCUUGAUUGUAUUAACUUUGCUUCUCUGGAUUAUUAUUAUUUUU
Molecule: messenger RNA, 1340 nt
Organism: Zingiber officinale
Lineage: Eukaryota; Viridiplantae; Streptophyta; Magnoliopsida; Zingiberales; Zingiberaceae
Product: thiamine pyrophosphokinase 1-like
Exons: 6
Coding region: 120-920 (266 amino acids)
Biological process (GO): thiamine diphosphate biosynthetic process; thiamine metabolic process
Molecular function (GO): thiamine binding; ATP binding; thiamine diphosphokinase activity
Source: RefSeq, a predicted model, not a curated record